Molecule: messenger RNA, 1002 nt
Organism: Micromonas commoda
Lineage: Eukaryota; Viridiplantae; Chlorophyta; Mamiellophyceae; Mamiellales; Mamiellaceae
Exons: 4
Coding region: 1-1002 (333 amino acids)
Biological process (GO): polyamine biosynthetic process
Molecular function (GO): thermospermine synthase activity
Source: RefSeq, a predicted model, not a curated record
AUGGCUCACACUAGCGGCAUCGGCGCCGACGUCUUCGACAAGGGCAACUGGUACCACGAGGUCCUCGAGGAUGGCCUCGCCAUCUCCUACAGGGUUGAGGAGGUGCUCCACAAGGGCCAGUCCAAGUUCCAGACCGUGGAGGUGGUCAAAACCAAGCCCUUCGGCCGUCUGCUCAUCACCGACGGGCUCAUGCAGAGCUCCGAGGAUGACGAGUACGUCUACCACCAGUCCCUCGUCCACCCCGCGCUCGCGGGGCACCCGGAACCCAAGAAGGUGUUCAUCGCGGGCGGCGGAGAGGGCGCCACCCUUCGCGAGGUGCUGAAGCACCCCAGCGUCGAGGAGUGCAAGAUGGUCGACAUCGACGGCGAGGUUGUCGACAUGUGCGCCAAGCACACCCCGUUCUACAACGCGGGCGCGUACGAGUCCCCGCGGGCCAAGCUCGUCAUCGGCGACGCCAAAGCCGGGCUGGAGGCUGAGCCAGACGGCUCCAUCGACGUCAUAAUCUGCGAUCUCUCCGACCCGCUCGACGGCGGACCGUGCUACCAGCUGUACACCACCUCGUUCUACGAGAUGUGCAAGUCCAAGCUCGCGCCGGGGGGCAUCCUCGUGACCCAGUCGGGGUGCGCCGCCGUUCGCGACUGCAAGGCGGUUUUCACCCCAAUCAACAAGACGCUCAGGGAGGUGUUCCCCCAGGUGUGGGGCUACACCGUGUGCGUGCCCUCCUUCUGCUCCGAGUGGGGUUUCAACAUCGCCACGAAGGAUGCGGACCACGUGGACCUCUACACCGGCAUCACCGCGAACGGCGAACUCGACAAGCGACUCGCGGCGCGGGGCCUCGGCGCCCUCUCCUACUACGACGGCAUCACCCACACGAGGAUGUUCUCGCUGAACAGAACCGUGAGGGAGGCGUGCGAGCGGGAGACUCGCGUGAUGACGGUGGAGAACCCGCUGUUCAUGUGCUCCACGGACACGCACGCGGGCGUGUUCGAGCCGGAGAAGUGA